AUGGUGAGGACCCGAAGCAAUCGAGUGUUCAAUCAGUUUUCCCCCAAGAAAUCUUCCGUGCCGUCGAAGAAGGUGAAGUUUUCUGCCCCACGACAAGAUGCUCACGCCUUUGCUGAAAACGAACCUAUCCCACUUGCUUGCCUUCCUCCGUCAGCCAUUGUUCCUUACUCCAAGGCUCCAUUUUGCGACGAAGGAGAUGAGAUUUACUCUACUCCACGCGGGUCUUCAGAGCAAGAAAGUAUUGCUCCCAUUGCCCCUUUAUCUCCGUCUCCUGACGUGCCGAAUUUGGGUGAGAAUCGGUCACCAACCAACUCUUCUAAGCCUCCGAAGGUUGUUGCGGAUCAGGUGUUUGAUGAAAUGCCACAGAGAGAUAAUCUUCCGGAUUUAUUGAAAUUUGUAGCAAGACCGGGUUUUUCAUGUUGGAGCUCUCGUUCUCAUGCAUUCCAACAAGGUUUGAGGCCACAGUUUACACCAAGUGUUGACAACCAGAAUCCUGAGUCAUCUUCAAAGAAGCGGUCUCGAUCUUUUAGUGAAGAAUCCCUACACCCAUGUGUUCUUUCUUCGGAUGAUGAGGAAGAAGUUUUACUGGAAGCCAUGGAACCAGUGGAAAAGGAGAAGUCUUCUCAGCAAUCAACAAAGAAGAGGAAAGAAAAAGACACACCGUUGCCGAGCAGAGUCACACGGUCUGCAGUAAAGUGUUCCGCCUCUGUUCAGAAAGCCGAUUUUAGGGAGUUAGGCAUUUUUGAUCUUCUUAAAGCACAACAUCUACUUGGAACGGUGACUAGGGUGCAGCCUUUUGUGAAAAACGUGGUUUAUGAGUUUUAUGCUAACUUGGUAGAAGAGAUGAAUAACCCUGCAUCUGAUAUGUAUCACAAAGUGUUCGUCAGAGGUCAUUUGUUUAAUUUCUCUCCUGUUGUGAUCAAUGACUUCUAUGAAAGAGUAAAGAAGCCUUUGGCAAAGCUACUCUUCCUGAUUGGUACUGCUACUACCUUUGAUUUUGGGCAGUUAGUGUUUGAUCAGAUCAUCAGCAAUGCUGAAGCCACAAUCACUCAUCUGGUUCUUCCUUUCCCUUCCCUCAUUUAUGGGAUUCUAACGAAGCAACAUGAUGUCAAGAAGUCGGAUGAGUUGUUUGAGAAGGCGUUGUAUUCACAGUAA
This is a messenger RNA of Morus notabilis, 1155 nucleotides long. RefSeq lists its product as uncharacterized. The transcript has 3 exons. NCBI's taxonomy places the organism in Eukaryota, Viridiplantae, Streptophyta, Magnoliopsida, Rosales, Moraceae. The record is from RefSeq and is a predicted model, not a curated record. The coding region runs from base 1 to 1155 and encodes 384 amino acids.